GUUUUCCCAAGUGUUGUAUAGCCUGUAAAUCGAUUAAUCGGAUAUGGAGUAGGACUAGAAAAAAUGAGUUGCAAUCUAGAAUUACAAGAGGAGGAGCUGGAGGUAUUGCGUUCCAUAUAUGAAGGAGAUGACAUGUUCAAGGAGACUGGCACAAACACAUUCCAGUACAAGUAUGGUGAGGAUAACAGCCACCGUUCCCUUUUGGUCGAGAUCUCGUGGGGAGACUCCUACCCAGACACCCCUCCCACUGUCAACCUUACCACCUUUUACAACAAACACAUAAUUGACAGUGUGAAAACAAAGAUCAAGAAUGGUGUUCUUGAACAGGCAGCUGAUCUGGAGGGUAGUGCAAUGACCUAUUCCCUAUUUGAAUGGGUGAAGGAAAACUAUGAUGAACUUAUUACUGAACAGCCAGAGUCUGCCCUUAUUUCCUCAUCUAAGAGUGAGGACGGUUUAGAAUCAGCCGACAGGCCGGACGAUAUAGCUAAGAAAAAGGAGAGAAAGGACCAGUUAACGAAGCAACAGAAGAGACGUUUGUAUGAGAAAAUGGGCAACGCAACGGGCGAGAAGCCAAGGGGCUGGGAUUGGGUGGAUGUUGUGAAACAUUUGUCACAGUCGGGCGGCCAGACUACCUGAUAGCCGCAUUGCUGGGAUGGGGCAAUAGAUAUAUUUAUAUUAUUAUGAUGCACAGUGCUUGUUUAAAACUGUGAUACUUAUUAUGGAAACUGAAAUCGGUGAAAGCACUUAUUGUAUCAUGAUGAAAUAAAUUCAGUCAAGGUGUUCUUUGUUUCCAGAAAUCGUACUGAGUAAAGGCCAUAAGAUUCUAUGUGCUUUUAAUGUCUUAAAGUAUGAGAACAUUUUUUCUCUUAUAUUAAACAUUAAAACAAUAAUAUUAGAUUUUAAAGUUGUAAAUAAUCAUUUCAGGUGUAGAACAUUUCUCAAAUGUUCUUUAUGUUCUAACUAGAAUUUUUUUAUUAAGAGACAGAAACAGAUGUUUUUGUUUUCUAAUAACCAUUUCUGCCGUCAAUGACUUGCAUUGGUGCAUUGUUUCCUGUUCUUUGAAAUGUACAAUGCUGUAAAUACUAGGUUUAAAACAAUUUUGAGAGAUGUUUUUGUUUUCCAGUGACCCUUUCAAUGGUCAAUGACUUGCAUUGAUGCAUUAUUUUCAGUUUUACUAGAUGUAUGGAGCUGUUAAAACUAGGUUUAAAACAGGACAAUGUCAACAGUUUUCUGGGUGCUCAUUAUGAACAUGUUCAAUGUUUUUAAGGAAAUUGUGGGCGAGCUUUAAUUAGAUAGCUAACUUUAAAAAAUAAUCUGCUUAUGGUGCUAAUACUGUACGAUAGAACAGCCAUUGUGCUGUUAACUAAAUGAUGCUGCCACCUUUCUAUUGUUUGUUUCCAGGAUAUAUGAGUUGUUACACUGUAUGAUCUCUUUGAUUGAUAGGCUAUGGUGUUUACCAUCCUGCAAAUAUCAGACUUAUAGCUUGUAACAGUACCAUAGCUUAAUAAACUCUAAUAUCAAC
Mya arenaria is the source of this 1522-nucleotide messenger RNA. RefSeq names its product RWD domain-containing protein 4-like. The coding region runs from base 64 to 636 and encodes 190 amino acids. The transcript has 6 exons. Gene Ontology annotation, molecular function: protein binding. The record is from RefSeq and is a predicted model, not a curated record. NCBI's taxonomy places the organism in Eukaryota, Metazoa, Mollusca, Bivalvia, Myida, Myidae.